This is a messenger RNA of Cuscuta europaea, 1009 nucleotides long. NCBI's taxonomy places the organism in Eukaryota, Viridiplantae, Streptophyta, Magnoliopsida, Solanales, Convolvulaceae. The record is from the annotation of a GenBank genome assembly.
AUUUCUGGGAGAUUUGAAAAAGAAAGCGACCAACAAGGCACACAUUGAGGCUUCAAUUUGUCAAGCAUAUAUUCAACAAGAAACCUCAACGUUUUCAUCUUUUUAUUUUGAGCGUGAAGUAAUCAGUAAAAGAAAGAGACCUGCUCGGAACGAUGACAUUGGCGAGGAUUCAUAUGAUAAAGUAGUUUCUAUUUUCAACUACCCAGGUAGAGGUAAAGGAGAUGCGACUUACCGUUACAUCGUGGGCGGAGAAAUGAAAAUUGCACAUACUUACAUCCUCAUGAAUUGUCCAGAAAUCUUACCAUUUUAUAAUGAAUUUAGAGCGUCUUUAUCAGCAUUUCCUGAUGAUGCAAUUGAUGCAAUUGUGGACUCUGACUUUGCAUUAUGGUACCAACAGCAGAUCAGGUACCGUGGGAUUAACGACCCUCUGUUAGUAUCAUUAUCGUGGGGCCCUUCUUCCUAUGCAAAGGUUUGGCAUUCAUAUGUGAUAAACGGUUAUACGUAUCACACAGUUGAAUAUGGAGAAGGUCGACCAACAAUGAACAGCGGGUUAUGUGUCCCGACCAUCGGUUCUGAUAACUCGGAAACCAAUUUUUUGGUUUCUUGCAUGAGAUUCUCGAACUUCAAAUGCCUUCUGGUUUGCAAGAAUUAACAUGCGUGUUGUUUCGCUGCACAUGGGUCGACCCUACACGUGGUGUGAGAAAAAAUUCAAAGUAUAAUAUAAUUGACGUCAACCACUCUCGUGUGUAUCAGAAAAAUGAGCCAUUUAUACUCGCUCAACAAGCAGCCCAGGUUUAUUAUGCAGAGUAUCCUUCAACGAGGCGCACACGGAAUCCUUGGGUGUGUGCCAUUAAUAUCCGUCCGAGCAAAAUUGUAACACAGGCUCAACAAAGGGAUAUUGACUUUGAUGCUUUUCAGCAAGAUUUUUUUCACCCUCCGCCUAUUGCUGAUACGGUCAACCAUAACAUUCAGUUAAGUGACCCAAAUGGCGGAGAUGUUGAAGUUAUGC